Messenger RNA from Canariomyces notabilis, 915 nucleotides. RefSeq lists its product as uncharacterized. The transcript is spliced from 3 exons. The record is from RefSeq and is a predicted model, not a curated record. The coding region runs from base 367 to 765 and encodes 132 amino acids. Lineage: Eukaryota; Fungi; Ascomycota; Sordariomycetes; Sordariales; Chaetomiaceae.
CUUCGGUCUCCACCUUGGCGCUCCCCGCUCUCGUCUGUCCGUACUACGUCAUGCAUGACUGAUUGUGAACGGCGGGAGGAAGCUCCAAGCUGCGACACGAGGCAGGUUGCAAGAAUGAACGGCGCGGGGACGAAUAGGAAAGCAACAAGAAAACCAUGGCAGCUGUCAGAGACCCGACCGAGAAUUAAAAUCAUGCCAUGCAGCUUCCCUCACUCACUUCUCUUUGACAACGCAAUAAGACAUCUCACAUCCCCUCAACCCAUCCGGCCAUCAGUCGAUAUCCUGCUAGUUUAACACUUGCAUAUCGCAACUUCAAGACAUCCUCGACAGCUCGAGAAUCCUUGCUCUCCAACAAAAGAACCCGCAAUGUCUCGAUCAAAAGCACCUCUUGCCAUUGGCCUCGCGGCCGCCGGCGGCGUCGGCUACUACCUCUACUCGGCCGGCGGCUCGCCCAGGGCAGCCGAGAAGCAAUUCGAGAGUGACGCGCACCACGUCGCGGCCAAGAUCAAGGGCGAGUCGCCUACCUACCGGCAGACGGACGCCGAAGCGCAAGGCCGGAAGCUGGGCCAGGAGGCCGGCGCCAAGGUGGACUCGGCUAUUGAGACGGUCAACAGGGAGACAUCCAAGGCCAAGAGCGAGGCCGAGUCGUAUGCGAAAGCGGCCAAGGCCGACACCCUCAAGAAGAUUGACCAGUUUGACCACAAGGUCGAGGAGAAAGCCGCCCAGGGCAAGAGCUGGUUCUCUUCGUGGUUUGGCGGCAAAUGAGUGAAUGGGAAGGACAUGGGACUGGACGGGCCAAUCUCUCUACUCCUCCCACUGUUGGCUGUGUCUUUUCUGUUUGGAGUGAAAUGCGCUUUUUAAUCGGAGUCUGUUUCUGUUGUAAUUAGGUCAUGCUAUGUUAAUCUUGCAUUUCGG